This is a messenger RNA of Plutella xylostella (diamondback moth), 5937 nucleotides long. RefSeq lists its product as uncharacterized. Gene Ontology annotation, molecular function: protein binding; DNA binding. Gene Ontology annotation, biological process: regulation of transcription by RNA polymerase II. The record is from RefSeq and is a predicted model, not a curated record. Lineage: Eukaryota; Metazoa; Arthropoda; Insecta; Lepidoptera; Plutellidae. Gene Ontology annotation, cellular component: nucleus.
CAAAAGUCGGCGUGGGUUUGGCGUGGGUCAUCGUUGUAAAAUUAUUAUUUCUGAAAAAAUAUAUUAAAUUUUACUGCUUGAAUUGAUUGAAAAUCUGCGCUGAAGACUAGUGUACAUUUCAAAAUUACAAUAUGGUAAAGAGUCCCUGAGUGAACUUCCAGAAGAGAAAUUUUGAUCAGAAUCCACCAUGUCGAUCCAACAGUUCUGCCUACGUUGGAACAACCACCAGCCCAACUUCAUCUCGGUAUUCACCACUCUGCUCAACACCGAGUCGCUGGUGGACGUCACCCUGGCCGCUGAGGGCCGGCACCUCCAAGCGCACAAGGUCGUCUUGUCGGCAUGCAGCGUCUACUUUCAGACGCUGUUCACGGAGAAUCCGUCGCGACACCCGAUCGUGAUCCUCAAGGACGUGAAAUACUCGGACCUGCGCAUCAUGGUCGACUUCAUGUACUAUGGGGAGGUCAACGUGUCACAGGAGCAACUGCCUCAGGUGCUAGAGACGGCCAAGAUGUUGAAGAUCAAGGGCCUGACGGAGAUGCCUGAGUCCACCUCGCUCACCCGCUCCCAGGGGUCUAUCUCAGAGUUCGUGUCGCACAAUGACGAAGACCAGCAGAGGCUGAGCUCGUCCCCUUGCAACUCACCAUCUGCUAAACGAAGGAAGUUCCGCCGCCUAUCCAACGGCAGCCAGCAGCCGGCGAUGGAGGCGGCGGGCUUGGAGCCGGCGCGGCAGGACGCCGUCACGCUCAGCAGCCUGCCGCAGCGCCGCUACCGCGACGAGCGCGCCGUCGACGCGCAACAACAGGUACAGACUGAAGAGACGCCGAACAACAUGCACAGCGACGACCCGCUGCUGAUGGAGACCAACCCGCCCGGCCUCUCCCAGGGAGGACAGUGGAAUAUGAUGGAGCACGCGUACCCGCGGUACUCGUGCGUAGGGGGCGGGGCGGCGGCGGGGGCGACAGCGGGGGCGGCGGGGGGCGCGGUGCAGGACGGCAUGGGCGGCUACAUGCUGAACCACAUGGGGCUGGAGCUGGGCGAGUACGGCGCCGUGCAGCCGUCGCCGGGCCCGUCGUGCGCGGACCCGCCGGCGCCCGACCCGCCCGCGCCCGCCAAGCGCCGCCGCACCUCCAACCCGCAGGCCGAGGAGAACUUCCAGCGCGCGCUCGAGGCCGUGCGCUUCGGCGGCAUCGGCUUCUGCAAGGCGGCGCGCAUGUUCGGCGUCAACAACCGCACGCUGUGGCUCGAGUACAAGAAGAAGGGCUACCCCAACAACCGGCCCAGCAUCAAGAGCCGCAUCAAGCGCGAGCACACCACGCCGCCGCCCGAGACCAAGGACGAGCAGCCGGCGGAGCAGCAGCUGUUGGUGUGUCCGCCGCACGCCGCGCACGCCGCGCACGCCGUGCCCGUCGUCGGCUUCAUCGACUCGCGCCCCGGCGACUACCCGCUGCACUCGCUCGCGCACCACUCGCCCAUCAACUUGCACCAGCUCAACUUCAACACGAUGCAAUAGAAUGAGGCCGCGGAGGGCGCCACCGUCGACGCGUACUCGUUGUGACCCGAGCAGUGGCCAGCCGACUGGCCGUGCGACGCGCUCGCGCCCUUCCCGCCCCAGAACACCUACGUCAACUGACCGCCCAGUGAUCUACACACGAGCAAUACAUGUGCGAUUCUGUCUCGAAUAAUGAACGAUUUGUAACUUAAUAUACGAUUAUAGUGUAACGUUUAUUACUCAGGGGCCUUUGUGUGAUGAUGCGAACAGUGUACAGAGUUAAACAGUUGGUUAUGUUGUAAAUGUGUAACUUGCCUUUGUGAGCUAAGCCUGCGGUGUUGACCUAUUGCUUAGUGUCCAUCGCAGAAUCACCGCAACUGAUGAACACCGGCCUAGUAUUAGUAGUAGAUAGAUGAAAUGGUUCAACAAGCUGGAAGGUACUCGCUCUACAGUAUAAGGAUCUUUAGAAUAUAGCAAUACAUUGAGCAAUAUGUUCAAUUUUAUUGAAUGAUAUAUUUGCCAUAAUUCACGUCUUAUUAGAUCUCAAAUAGUGACGUAAGCUUGAGUCGGUUUAGUUGCUCGGUCUUGUCAUGCACAAUGUUUAGUUUGAUGCAUUAGAUGAUUGUGAUAACUCAAUAUUAUUCGUUAAGUGUUUAUCUUACACACAUCCCUAGUUUUAUAUUACCGUAGGAUUACGAUUUUUUAGCAGCUUUUGUACUUGAGUUUUACAAAUGAAAGAAAUCAUGCAUUGUUCAAGCGAAUCUACCUCUAAAAGUAUUUUUGUUCCGGCGAUUGCUUGGAGCAUGGUUAAUAUCGUUCAAAAACAUUAGAAUAUAUACCAAAGCUUAUCUAUCGUUUUUGAAUAAGUUUUGAUUACCUACAAAUAUUGCAUUUAUGUACUAAAUGCUGCCUUAAAAGAACGCCAGUGAAUAAUCUAACUUAGAGGUGCCCCGAAAUACUUAAUUAAAGUAUAGUAAAGUUAAUAAAAGUUGGAUGAAUGUGUAGUUUUAGAACCAAGUCCUUAGACUUACCGCCUUUUCAUAUAUUAGCAGUAUUUUACUUUAUGCAUUUAUUUUUUACCGUAAUUAUUAAUACUAGCUUUACUUAUUAAUGUGUUAUGGAAACAAUACCAUAUCAUUUUAAUGCGAUGUUAGCUUGUAAAUAGUAUUUUAAAAUGGUAAUACAGCCACUAUUCGUAUACCAUAUCAUGCUAGCUAUAAUACAGUUUGCAUUAUAAUAUUUAUAGUAUAUUGUAAAAUUGUUAGCAAUGUUGAAGAAAAGCAAUAAGUGUCCCUUUUUUGGUAUAGACAUUAUGGUGAGAUAUCUGAUUUGAAAAAUAAUCUAAGUCAAUAACCGCAUUUUAAUACAUAUUCUAAUAAUAACGAUUAAUCGAGGCGGCAGUGUAAAUACUCUAGGUGACUCGCAAUAUACUCAAGUCCAACAUAUCUCAGUGUGGAAAUAUGCCAACAAGCCAGUGUUAAUAUAGUAAUACUUACUUAUUUAAAUAACUUCAAGUAAAAAGUACUAACUAGUGUGACAGUGCUAGAAACUUUUAAAUAUUUAUUUUUAUACAAUAUAUAACGAAUGUACUAAAUGCUGUAAUAGAUGUCUGGUAUUUUAUGUGUACAUGUUGUGUAUACAUAUUGAAAGUAUUUUAUGAUUAAAAUUAAAUGAAAUAAAAAUCGAAUGAAAUUAAGAAUUAUACGAUUGCUUAAUUUAUGCCAUGAUUAACAGUAAGAUUCUAUAAUUAUGAUAUAUUUUAGUUACUUUUUUUAAUUACUGACUAUAGCCAUUAGUGAAGACAAGUUUGAUCAUUACUUUUUCUUGCGUGAUUUCGUCACAUAAGUACUAGUAUUUUUUUAAAGGGUAAUAUUAUUUUUUAUGAACUGUUGGAAUUAUAUGAAACACUAAAUAUAGCACCGCCUCUUAUUGGUAGCGAUUCUGAAGGCGCACAUUUUUAUUUUGGAACUGUAAAAUUUGGAACAUUUACGCAGCCAAUCAUAAAGUUUACAAAAUAACAAUGAAGUACGUUGCUCAAUAUAAAAAUGGUGCCUUUAGAUGCGAGACCAUUAUUAUCGGCUAACAUACAAUGCUAGCUUAUUCCUAUGUUUACAAUUAGAUUUUAUUUUUCAUUUUAAUAUCUAGACCACAAUAAGAGAUCUCGUUUUAUAAUUUAGCAUACUUACUCGAUAAUAUUUUCUAAGCAACUUUUAUUAUCAUUUACUUUUUGUAUUUUAGAGAUGUAAGAUUGCAUUUUUUUGUAAUAAGUUCUUCAGUAAUUUAGCAGUCUGAUGAAAAAUUUCACAAGUGAUAUCUCAGAUGUGUAGAACCGAAACAAGCAAUACAAACGUUUUUAUGGGAGUGAUCCCCAAAAAUUAUAAGUAAAUGCCUUUAUACAAGUAAUAAUUUACAUAAAUUGGUUGUGUGUAUGGAAGCGAUUCAACUCAGUUUUUCUAUUUUACGAAUAAUUUCAAUUCAGUAGUUUAUAAUUCCUCUUCUUUUUACACCUUAUACAACUAAUUAUAUAUUUUUUACAUUUGUAUUAAUCCGCAAUACUGCAUAAUUAUGUGCUGCUAAAAAACUCAAGUCUUUCUGGCUUCAUUUCGAGACUUGAGUCCUUUUUUUGGACUCUUAUGUAAAAAAUAAUAACUGAAAGACGAGUCUUUGAAAGUAUCUCUUGAUUCAGUCCUCUAAAUCCAUCGAGUUUUUCAUUUUCUUAUUCAAUCUUGACUCUUUUCUACCUACCUCUCCGCCUUGAGGACUCUAACGACUCAGUCUUUUGAGUCUAAUGACUCGGAACUCAUAUGACUAACGAGUCCUAGUCCCAAUUUUUUUUCAUUAUUUUAUUCAAUUCAUUCACUAUUUAAUUCUAAUUCCAAACAUAACACAAUAUUGCAGUCAAAUACAGUGUUCUCAAUCAACUUGUUACUUCCCAUUUUGUAAAUAGUUGUAAAUAAUUAUGUAAUAAUUAGUAUUUCACGCAUAACUUUUAUUUACAUUUCAUGGACUGAUAGUACGAUCGACCUUAAAGGGAGCUCAGAUUAGAACGAGGAAAGCUAGUAUAAUGUUGUUUAUGUAAAACUAUCUAAUAGAUUUUAAGAAUCUGUAUAAAACUGUCAUUGGUUUUUUUUUUCAAUCAUACCAUGCACACAUUCACUAUAAAAGCAAUUCAUUCUUUUUAUAUAACUGCCUAUUUUAUGAAUCUGAGAACUUACGUGCUAUGAUUUGAUAACCGAUGGACUUUCUGUAAUACCAAGUUACCAACAUAACAGCAAUAAUAUUUUAUAUAACUGAUUAAUUUUCCUAAGUCAUAGAAUGUCCUUGAUACUAUGAUUUUAGAACCAACCAACAAAAUGCGUGAUAUUUUGAUUCAUAAAGUAAUUUAAAUCGUAUUUUUUAGAUAAGUGAAUCAUGAAUUUUACCUAAUGUUAGUGUGAAAAGUGUAAAUGCAAACAAUAUAAUGAUAUUGCGCAUUAUAUUCAGUGUAGGUAAUUUGCCUUUAACCUGCUUACCUAAUGUUUUCUUAAAGAAAGAUCUGCGACGGUUGCGUGUAAAUAGUAUAUAGACUAGGUUUACCCAUAUUUUUUAAAUCAACCUAUUACCCUCUCUUUAUCCCUGCUUUGUGAGACAAGGAUGUGGGUUGCUAUGGUGAAGGCCAGUUAAUCUUUUGAUAUUCGUUUUAUUUUGUACUCACUUCGAAACAGGAAGAGAUAUGGUUUUGGUUUGUAAUAUCGAUGUGUCCUUUGUUACCUUAAGGUUCCUCCACACAACGGGGCUUAAAAUUGACUCAGUACAUAUUGUAUGGAAUUCCAUAUAAAUGACAUCUCAAAAUAGUAUUAAUACACCCGGUAGCACGCUUGCGUCACGCCUAGCCUGUUGUCUGGUGGGACCUUUUUGUGGCAUUUCCUUUUUUGACUCAUUCUUCUAAAAGAGUAACCACAUUAUGUCCGGACUAUAAGCGAAGUCGCUCCAAUGUAUAUUAAACUAUCACAUUAUACCGGGAUUAUCCCUCUUAUGUAUUGUCGUAUCAAAUACUUAAGAGUGACUUACCCCGACGACCAGACGCUGAGGUCCGACGUAAUGUACGCGAAGGUGCGUCCACACCGCAGUCACUUUUCGACCAGCUAAGUUUCUGAAAUGUUACUGACCAAGAUAUAAGAUAAAAAAAAUAAAAUCAUAGGGAGAAGUUAUAGAUUGUUACCUGUUAUCUUGUUGCUUGGUGUUGUUCAGAAAAAAACAGCCCUGUGGAUGCACCAUAAAUACGUCUCAAAGGAAGAUUGUGACGAAACAAGAAAUUAUGUCUAAUACAAAAUAUAGGCAUCAAAAAAUGUGUCCAAUGGUAAGCGAUCUUUAUAAUUUUAUUCGAAUUUUAGUUGUAAGUUAAAAGUUUGUAACUUCCUAGAGAAGUUUAGAGAUUGAAUGAAUAUACGAUUAUAUAAAAACUGCAA